Anguilla anguilla (European eel) is the source of this 4452-nucleotide messenger RNA. It is a transcript of the gene pigu, whose product is annotated as phosphatidylinositol glycan anchor biosynthesis, class U. The coding region runs from base 45 to 1352 and encodes 435 amino acids. NCBI's taxonomy places the organism in Eukaryota, Metazoa, Chordata, Actinopteri, Anguilliformes, Anguillidae. The transcript has 12 exons. Gene Ontology annotation, cellular component: membrane; GPI-anchor transamidase complex. Gene Ontology annotation, biological process: attachment of GPI anchor to protein; protein localization to cell surface. The record is from RefSeq and is a predicted model, not a curated record.
UGCCACGGUGUUAGGGUGGAGAGGGCUUCUUCCUCCCGGCGAAGAUGGCGGCUCCCUUAACUCUGGUUUUGAUUGUAGCUGUUACAAUUAGAGCUGUACUCUUCAAUUCGAGUUUGGCCGAGCUUAUAUCGGAGAGAGUGGAAGUUGUAUCUCCUUUAAAUGCCUGGAAAAGAGUUGUGGAAGGCUUGGCCCUGCUGGAUUUGGGAGUGUCGCCCUAUUCCGGGGAUGUGUUUCAUGAAACACCGCUCAUCAUUUAUCUUUUUCACUUCGUCAUUGAUUAUGCAGAUAUCGUGUUCAUGAUAGCAGAUGGCAUUACAGCUGUCGCGUUGUACCUGGCUGUACAGGACUAUAACAAGGGUGUGUUCAGGAAGCAGAAGUACGCUCUGGAGGCUGACCGAUACCCACACGACUGCCUGGAGCUCAUCAGAACCCCUAAAGAGAUGUACUACAUCCCUCUCAAAGUGGCCGUGUUUUACUUGUUGAACCCAUUCACUAUACUUUCCUGUGUGGCCAAGUCUACCUGUGGGCUCAACAACGCGGUCAUCGCUCUCUUCAUCCUGAGCACCAUCAAAGGAAGUGCCUUACUGAGUGCCAUUUUUCUGGCCCUGGCCACGUACCAGUCCAUCUACCCCCUGACGCUGUGCGUGCCAGCGCUGCUCUUCCUGCUUCAGAGGCUGUACAUCCCCGUGAACGUGCGCCGGCCCAGCUUCUGGCUCUUCACCGUGCAGUACGCCGUCAUGUUCCUGGGCAGCCUGUCCGUCAUCGUCUGCCUCUCCUUCUUCCUGCUCAGCUCCUGGGACUUCAUCCCGUCCGUGUACGGCUUCAUCCUGUCGGUGCCGGACCUCACCCCCAACAUCGGCCUGUUCUGGUACUUCUUCGCCGAGAUGUUUGAGCACUUCCGCCUCUUCUUCAUCUGCGUCUUCCAAAUCAACGUCUUCUUCUACACCAUUCCGCUGUCAAUCAAACUCAAGGAGCAUCCAGUCUUUCUCAUAUUCAUGCAGAUUGCCAUCAUCUCCAUCUUUAAGUCCUACCCCACGGUGGGGGACAUCGCCCUCUACAUGGCCUUCCUGCCCGUUUGGAGCCACCUGUACAGAUUUCUGAGGAACAUCUUCCUGGUUUGCUGUGUGCUAUUGGCUUGCUCCGCCCUGUUUCCUGUCCUCUGGCACCUGUGGAUCUACGCUGGCAGCGCCAACUCAAACUUCUACUACGCCAUCACCCUGCUCUUCAACGUUGGCCAGAUACUGCUGGUGUCGGACUACUUCUACGCCUACCUGCGGAGGGAGCACCACCUGGCGCACGGGCUGUACCUGAAACGCAAGGACGGGAGCGAGGCCACGCUGGUGCUCAAGUAGAUCUGGGCGUGGCGGUGGGCGUGGCCAUGGGCGUGGCUCUGACAUCGCCACAGCGCUCGACUCCUCCGGGCUUUCAUUGUAAGAUAUGUCUGUUUGGCUUUGUUCUGCGGAGCUGCUCCUCACAGACCAACGUCUCGGGAUUCUGAGGGCACUCUGGACGGAAGCUGUGAAGUUCAUGAGCCAAGAAGCACUGUAGGACCCAUGCCCUCCUGCAGACUACUGGAGGAUUAUGGGAUUUGUAGUCUUACCCUGUUUUUUUUUUUUUUUUUUUUUUUUUUUGCAUCUUUGCAUCUCCAUUUUUCACUAUGAUUUUGGAAAGGACCAGCAAAUUCUCUCUCUCUCAAAAGGACAAGCAGCCCAACCACAUUGUGUCUCCUUGCUUGUCAGAACACUCCUGCAGUUCAGCCCUGGGCCUGCAGAGGGCAGCAUGUGAAUGUGUGUAGGAAUUCUUUCACUGUGGGUCUUGUGACUCAACAAGUGAAUAAAAUGAAAACUUGGAGGGGGGAUGACAGAAAUGCUUAUAUUUUUGUCUGUGGAAGGAGGAGGUCUGGCUAUCUUAAAGGAGUCUGCCGUGACCUUCUUUUUAUGCUUCUUUGAAUGUCAUCCAUUUACCUGUAAACACAUUUUAGCUUUUCUUUUUUCACAAGUUUCAAUCAUUUUUAUUUGUGAGGGAUUUAUAUUUGUGCAUCUUAUUUACCAACCAUCUUAGGUACUAAUUCACCUUUAACCUUUUACUUAAAAGCAUUUAGGAGUGGUGUGUGUAAUCCAUCCAGAAGUAUAAACAGUAAAACAGAAAAUCAGGGAAGAUAUCCGGUGUAUCAACGAGAGGAUAAGGUGUUUUGCUUUAGGGAAAUAUGUGCAAGCUCAUCCUUCCCCGUUCGUGCGCCAGACAUUGUCUCAUUGUUUUCACUUUCAUAUAUUGAAUGCUUGUGGAGUGACCCAGAUUCAAAGAAUGGCAUUCAUGUAUUAAAGUAGGUCGGUUGGUGGCAAAGCUUGUAUGCUUGGAAGGUGUUUUUGGCUUUAUCAAACACCCCCCCACCCUCCCCAUUUCCCUCCAUCCAAGCUUUGCCUUUGGCCUUCGAUACAGCUCUCUCACGGGCCUCCCGUGUCACAUGAUCGCUCUGUGGCGCCUCGCUCCACAACAUGGCCGCCAGGAUAUGCGUGAAGCCUGGUGCCUGGUGGCUAAAAUGGCCGCGUGUCAGGUGGCAGGUGCGCUUGUAGGAGAAACUGUACAUUUAGGAAUUAACGCCCCCGUCCCGGUCCCUCUUCAGGGCUGGCCGGUGGGUGAUUGGUUGCCCUUGGCUACUGUUUGAUCAGUUAUUUGAUGCAUUGUUUGCAGGUUGCUUGUAUUUUUACAGUAAGGGUGAAUGUCCUCACGUCUGUUAGAGAUAUACCCUUGCAGGGAGCGGAAAUGAAUGACUUCUCAGUCUGAGCAGUCAGUGUGUUGGUGUGUGUGUGGAAGUAAGGAUGCUUAUUGUCUGCUCCCAAUGCACGGAUCCUGCUGUCCCGUUGCUAGGGCUGCACGGUGUAUCGUAUCGAAACCUUUUUAAGCGUAAUAAGAAUAACCGUUGCUAUGGGAAUGUAUAAGCAAUCGUUCAUUUGUUUUUCUUUAAUCAUACCUGAUGUGGUAGCACACGUCCAAGCGUCAGAGGUCAUGUGAAGUGCUUUUGCUGGGAAAGGACUUCAUCAUCGAUAUCUAUUGGGUGCUGAUAAGACAGCCAAUCAGUAGCGAGGUCGUACUGCUUCCGUGUGACCAUGUGAUUUGCUUUUUCAGUCACAUGGAAGCUGCAAGGCCUUGCUUUUCAUUGGCUGUCUUUUCUGCACCAAUCAAUAUCAGCAAUGUUUGUUUAUUUCCCAGAAGCCUUUCACAUGGCCUCUGAUGCUUGAAUGAUUGCUACCACAUCAGGUGUGAUUAAAGAGAAAAGACCAAAGAUUGCCUAUAUGCCCCAUGUUGGCAGUUAUCCUAUUCUGUUUAAGAAGAUCGCGAUUCGAUUUAUCAUGACAGGUGGUAUUAAAUGGAUCUUGUGAUUUUCCAGGGCAUUACAGUUUCCCUAUAUGUUUUCUUUUGUUGGUGUUUCUAAAAGGACAUACUGCACUGAUUAAUAUAUGUAUUUAUCACGGUAUUAUGGGAAAAUACUGGAGGAUUCUUGUUUAUAAGUUGCCUGGCAGCAAAUGAUGUCUGUUUUAGAUAAACAGUGUUUCUGACAUCUCAUUCUUAACUGAAAACCCUUGGAAAAAUGUUGAGGAAAGAAGCUAGUUGGCUCUAGUACUAACAAUGCACUCUUCAGGUAAGUUAUCCUACAGAGCUGUUGUGUAAUGGUUAUCUGAAACUCUUAUUUUGAUGUUUGACUGACAGGACCAUACAGAAAGGCAUUAAUUAUACACAAAAUGAAUGUGACACCGCUUUACAGCAAAUAGUCAGAACAUUAUAUCUUAAUGUUUAUUAAACCACGAGCAAACCAUGACUAAAUCACAGGGUGUGUUAUGAGGGAGUAGGUUUCAUGCAUCUUGUAGUUAUUCACAAGUUGGGAAAAGUCCAGAAGCACGCGGCUGUCGUGUUUCACUCAUACAUGUGGAGACUUUACCUUCAGUGCAGUUGUGGAAUAUGGAAAGAUCCUGGCCUCCGUGGUCAUUCGUAAUAAGGCCCAGUAUCGUUUCCCUGAUGGGAAAUAUCCAGUUGCAUAACUGUGUAAAACCAGCUAUAGCAAACUCCUCACCGAGGCAAAUUAGAAGGUAAGAUUUGUGUCACUUCUGCAUACAAAGUAGAUUUCCAACUAGAGAUGCACAAUAAGAAAAUUCUGGGCCAACUGAUAUUUGUCUGACCAUAUUGGCUGAUGUUGUUACCUCCCCGUUUUACAUUUUGCAUACAAAGUGCAACCUGGUUUCCACAUUCAAGGAAGUAGGUAAUCACAGACAGCAACUUAAGAUGGAGAAAAUAGCAUUUUAUUUGUAUGACAAAAUACUAAAAGCGGUUUACUUUAUUAUUAAGCAGAGAGCAUGAGUCUAGAGAGGUACAGAGUCUCUGUGGAGCUUUGCUUGGGUGUUUGGUGUUUGUAAAAAUGAUAAAUGAAAAAUAAAUAAAAGGUUCAGAUGACUAUGA